AUGGAUGGUGAGACGCGUCUAUGGUCGCUCAUUGACCAUAACAAGAACACGGUUGAAACGAACCGCAUGAGAGUUGGAUCGGCCCACCUAUCAUACUCGCCCAUGCUGCAGGCAUUCGUCUCCGGCGAUGAAAACGAUUUUGCCCGGCUACUGGCGGUGCGUCGCUUCUUCACCACAAGCGCCAUAGCCAGGCUUCCAAGCACCAUUACUGCCCUCGCACCCUGCAGCUCCUGGCACCCAAGCAUCCUCUACGGAAGUGCUGGCGGUUCCGUGGUUGCGACCAACCCUCUGAAGCGAGUUCUACAUCCCAAGGAGAAACAAUUGCAGCAGACCUGGUUCACGCACGAAUGGGCGCGAGGCACAGAGGCCGACAGCCCCGGAAACAGUCGCUUCUUCGACGGAUUUCGCGCCGAAUCCGCCAGCUUGCUGCGCAACAUGUCUGGAGAUCGCAAGAUGGUGGACGGAACCAUGAUCAUCACGCUCUACGACGAAGAAACGCACGUUACGGCGGUCUCGUGGAACCCCAACCAGGCGUGCGCGGGAUGGGCCAGUGCCGCCGUCGGUUGCGGUCUGAUUCGAAUCGAAGACUUAGCUAUGUAA
Messenger RNA from Aspergillus melleus, 600 nucleotides. RefSeq lists its product as uncharacterized. The record is from RefSeq and is a predicted model, not a curated record. Lineage: Eukaryota; Fungi; Ascomycota; Eurotiomycetes; Eurotiales; Aspergillaceae. Gene Ontology annotation, molecular function: protein binding. Bases 1 to 600 code for a protein of 199 amino acids. The transcript has a single exon.